Molecule: messenger RNA, 3870 nt
Organism: Neoarius graeffei (lesser salmon catfish)
Lineage: Eukaryota; Metazoa; Chordata; Actinopteri; Siluriformes; Ariidae
Product: beta-1,3-galactosyl-O-glycosyl-glycoprotein beta-1,6-N-acetylglucosaminyltransferase-like
Exons: 2
Coding region: 444-1709 (421 amino acids)
Cellular component (GO): membrane
Molecular function (GO): beta-1,3-galactosyl-O-glycosyl-glycoprotein beta-1,6-N-acetylglucosaminyltransferase activity
Source: RefSeq, a predicted model, not a curated record
GGAGGUUAUUUUAUUUCCGCAAUGCUCCAGAACAGUGCGGUGUCCAUGGCUAUAGGUAACCAGGGUAUUAAUAGCAAACUGAUUCAUAAGAUCUUUGGCUGCUACAUUCUGGACCUAUUACAGCUGUAAAACCAACCACUUUGUGUCAUAUAUCAACAGCAUGGUCAUGCUCUCCUCAGAGUCAUCAAAAGCUAAGUAAUACUUUUUUCCCCCAGUUAUAUCAGCCAAGUUCUGGAAAUGCAUUAAAUGGCCUCCAGUGAACUCUGUGGUAGUCCUUUCCUAAUGGUCCUUUGUAAAUCUAGUUUUGUUCUCUAUCAAUUAAAUGUUGAUACAGACUAGACAUACAAAAGCCUGCACAAGUCUUGUUACUAGGAAUACAAUAUCCCCAGUCCUAACAUAAUGCACUCUGAUUACUACAGGUGACACUACUAACAGUUUUGCUGAUGGCGUCAAUAAAAGUCCAACAGAGAAGAUUCUGGAGGUCAUUGUUAUCUGGAGUUUGUGUACUCAUACUCUUGGUCUCUCUGAUCAUCUAUGAAAAGUCAAAGAUGAAUUACAAAUCACUGAUGUUCAGAGAUGAUGAAACUCCAGAGGACGAGUGUGACUGCAAGAAAAUUUUACAAGGAGACAUUGAUGAGAUUAAACGUGCUAAGAUUCUGACCAUCACAAAGAGCUUUAAGAACAUAACACGGAUUACUGAUGAACAAUAUGUCAAGCAGACGAAAGACUGUGAAAAGUUCCUGAGGACUCGGAAAUACCUCCUGUCCCCAUUGAGUGAGGAGGAAGAGGCAUUCCCAGUGGCAUAUUCCAUUGUCAUUCACCACAAGGUACAGAAUUUUGAGAGGCUCCUUAGGUCCAUAUACAGCCCUCAGAAUUUUUACUGUAUCCAUGUGGACAAAAAAGCCCCCGAGUCCACUAUGAGGGCGAUUAAUGCCAUUGUCUCUUGCAUUGAUAACGUUUUCUUGGCUAGCCAGUUUGAACAGAUGGUCUACGCCAGCUGGAGUCGUGUCCAGGCUGACAUCAAUUGCAUGAAGGAUCUUUACCAGGUUAGCAACCGUUGGAAGUACUUCAUCAACCUGUGUGGGCAGGAUUUCCCCAUCAAAACCAACCUGGAGAUAGUACAUGCCCUUAAAGCACUAGCUGGUGGUAACAGCCUGGAGACUGUGACCACACCCCAGAAUAAGGUGCAUAGAUGGAAAAAAAGAUACCAAGUGAUAAAUGGCAGAAUUCGGAGAACCAACCAAAAUAAAAAAACGCCACCCUUUGGCAUGAAGAUAUUCACAGGUGGUGCAUACAUAGUGGUGAGUCGUGAUUUUGUGCGUUAUGUGCUUGAGGACCCCAAAGCCCAGGUGUUGAUGUCAUGGUUAAAUGAUACAUACAGCCCUGAUGAAUUUAUUUGGGCUACAAUGCAACGCAUUCCUGGUGUCCCAGGGUUUCUUCGCGCACACUCUAAAUUUGACAUCAUGGACACUUACAGCAUCUCCCGGCUAAUCAAAUGGACAAGAUAUGAGGGGAACAUCAAUGCAGUGUACCCUGCCUGUCAGGGUAUUCAUGUUCGGAGUGUUUGUGUAUAUGGGGUGGGGGACCUGCAGUGGAUAACAGAGCAGCAUCAUUUAUUUGCUAAUAAAUUUGACACAGAUUUUGACCCAAUCACCAUUCGAUGCUUGGAGAAGUACCUCAGAAACAAAGCGCUAAAACAGUAUCAUUAAAUUCAUACAUGUAUACUAUAUGGACAAAAAUUUGUGGACACCUGAAUAUCAUACCCCUAUGUACUUGAACAUCUCAUUCCAAAAACACUGGGAUUAAUAUGGAGUUGGUCCAACUUUGCUUCUAUAAGAACCUAAACUCUUCUUGGGAGCCUUUCCACUAAAUUUUGGAAUGUGGCUGUGGGGAUUUGUGCCCAUUCAGCCAAAAGAGCAUUAGUGAGGUCAGGGAGUAAUGUUGGGUGAGGAGGCCUGGAGUGAAGUCAACAUUCAGAUUCAUCCCAAAGGUGUUCAGUGGGGUUGGAACAGGUGUCAUUCUGGAACAGGUUUCAGCUUCUUGGAUUUAGUGAAGGAAAAAGAAGGGAAAAAUAUUGUGUGCAUCAAACUUUGUGAAGCCACUUUGGGGAAGGUCCAUGUAUCCAUGUAUGGAUGUGAUGGUCACGUGUGUAUAUCCUGUAUUCACAACUGUAUAUACAACUGCUGUCUCAUGUAUACUCUGUUUUUGUUCCUUUGCUGCUGCUGUUCUUGUUGGGUUUGUUUGUUUUCCUGCUUGUACAUGUUAAUUAGGAUGCAGUGCUGCAGCACAGUAACCUAUGGGCUCCUCCUACGCAAAUUUCGAUUUCGAAUAACUCAAUAACCGUACGUCGCACACAGACAAACAAUAUAUCAAAACGUGCGGCUCGAUCGGACUCGCUAUGCUAUUACUUUUCUCUACAGAAUACGAUUUUUUCGCGACUACGUCGCGAAAAAAAUCGUCGAAAAAAACCCCAUUCAUUUCUAUGGAAUUAAUUGAAAAAAAAAGCACUUUUUCAACGUUUUUCAAACGUCCGCUGCUCUGGCAUGCUUUCACCUAGAGACGUGAUUCAAACUCUAAAACGUAGGAAAACUUCUCCUCUGUGGAUCUGGCAUUCAACUUUUCUGCUAGGUUCUACACUUUCGGAUCAGUCCCGGCUCAAACGCCAUGUGGGUUCCGGGAGAAAAUACGGCUUUUGAAUGGGUGUCUAUUGCGUUACACACCAGUGAAGCUCGUUAACUUAGAGUGGAGAGAGUUUGGAAAAAAAGCUCAAACUUUCUCGCUUAAACUGUGUUUUCAGCCACAAAUUUCACUCUACAGACUUGAUUUUCUCAAAAGUAGUAGGAAAACUUGUCCUGAUUCACACAAUGUGUCUACCUAAACGAUAGGAUUUACAGUUUUUGAAUGAGAAGCCUCAAACUGAGAAGAGGGCAGCCGAAUGGCCUCAUUGACACCCAUUAUAAACAUUAUAAACAGAAAAGUCAGUCAUCUUUAACUCGCUCUAGCGUCCUUAUUUUUAACACUACAGACAAAAUAAUACAUCAUUUUAUUCAGGAGACCCUUCUAGCGCUCAUUGUGAAAGAAUUUUGUGAAUAGCUGCUUCCGUUGUCGAGUUAUUUGUCAUUGUUCGAGGCCUGGUCCUUCGUAAAACACAGCACAAAAUUCAAGACCUUGUGUGUCUUAGCUCAUUGACACCCAUUAUAAACGUGACAGAAAAGUCAGUCAUUUUUAAGUCGGUCUACUGUCCUCAUUUUUAAGACUACAGACAAAAAAUUACAUCAGUUUAUUCAGGAGACCCUUCUAGCGCUCACUGUGAAAGAAUUUUGUGAAUAGCUGCUUUCGGUGUCGAGUUAUUUGUCAUUGUUCGAGGCCUGAUCCUGAGCAAAAAUCAGCCAAAAAUUGACAAGAUUAGGUGUCACUCUGUGCUUUCUCAGGCCCGUCGCCAUGCCGACUGGGAGCAGUGAGUGACGGGGGGGGGGCCUGCUGUCUCAAUCACACACAUAAUCAUUGCAUUGAAACAUCAUUGCAGGUCACACAUUCACGGCCAGCAAACAUGCGUGACCGAAUUGCUUCGCGCACUGCAUCCUCUCACAAUUUCCCCCGGGGAAUUGUCCGGUCUAGUUCUGUCUUACUGUUGCACUGCUUGAUGGGGCUAUUUGUUAGCUCCCGGUUUGAUAUGUGUGUGUAAUGUAAUGCUUGUUGUGAAAUUGUGGGUAUGUUGAAAAUGUAUUGCACUGUAUUCAUGUAAUGCUUGUUGUGAAAUUGUGGGUAUGUUGAAAUGUUUUUGGAUGUCUGCUGCUGUUCUUGGUGUUUUGGUUCCCCCACAACCUGUGAACCGGUGACAGGAUCAUGGGUGUCGAAGGCUCAGUGAUU